ACUGUAGGUGCCCAUAAAAUAGAAGAUUCUCAUUCUUCUCUUUACCAGCUUUCAAAACACAAAAAGGAAAAAAAAAACAUAUUUUUAAACUUCCACCAAUCUCUCUUAAGAUUUUGUUGGAUAGUGAGUGAGUUCAAUUAUAUUGAAACAGAUAAUAGUUGUUGAAAAGGACAUGACUAUAUAUCAUGUCCCACCCAAUCAAUGUUGUCAUGGGUUCAUUUGGUGAUAAGAGUAGUGGCUAAUGAGAAGAGAGGGAAAGGAACGAGAAAAUGUUGUGUAGAAAAAAAUUGAGUUGUAAGAAUACAGGAUCUGUGCCUGUGUGCCUUAAUGUUUAUGAUCUGACACCAAUUAACGGAUAUGCUUAUUGGCUUGGACUCGGAGUUUAUCAUUCUGGGGUUCAAGUUCAUGGUAUUGAGUAUGCUUUUGGGGCUCAUGAGUAUCCAACAACUGGAAUUUUUGAAGCAGAACCAAAACAGUGUGAUGGGUUUAGAUUUAGAAAGACAAUUUUGAUUGGGAAAACAGAUUUGGGUCCUCAAGAAGUGAGAGCAAUGAUGGAGGAGCUAGCAGAGGUAUAUAGAGGGAAUGCUUAUAAUUUGAUAACCAAGAACUGCAACCAUUUCUGCAACGAUGCUUGUCUUAGACUUACUGGCAAUCCCAUCCCAAGCUGGGUUAAUCGGCUUGCUCGAAUUGGCUUUCUAUGCAAUUGUGUUCUUCCUGCAAAUCUAAAUUCAACUAGAGUUCAGCAUCAUAAAAUUGAAGAUAAGGCUUGUGAAGGAGAGAAGAAAAAAUUGGCAAGUGAGUCCAACAGAUUCACACCUUCUAAUUCUUCAUCAUCUUCGUCAUCAUCACCUGUAGUUCGUGGUAGAAGUAGAAGCAGGCGCGCUCUUCCACCAUCUUCACCCUUGAUUCUCCGUUCUUCAUCUCCUUGAUGAUCUUAAAGAACUGAAUUUUUGAUUUCUUGAAAUUGUUCAAAGAAAACGAGGGGAAGCAAAAUCCUUAAAUUAUAGUUUUAUUUUUUUUCUUUUUCAUCAUUCUUUUCUUGGUUUUUUUGUGGUGCUAACAUAUUGUUGAAGGGAUUAUGCAGGCAUGCAGCGCAUAAUUGUAAAUGUGUAUGCUUUCAACUUUUUUGGCAAGUGAUGUUAUGUCUCUGCAGUAUUGCACAAAUCAACCUGUAGUAUCGCCUGAGAUAUGAAAUUAAUCAAGAGAUUUUGCUUGGUGCACAUUUUCAUGUUGGUAA
Messenger RNA from Populus euphratica (Euphrates poplar), 1237 nucleotides. Its product is annotated as PPPDE putative thiol peptidase family protein. The transcript has 3 exons. Lineage: Eukaryota; Viridiplantae; Streptophyta; Magnoliopsida; Malpighiales; Salicaceae. The record is from RefSeq and is a predicted model, not a curated record. The coding region runs from base 270 to 929 and encodes 219 amino acids. Gene Ontology annotation, molecular function: deubiquitinase activity. Gene Ontology annotation, biological process: protein deubiquitination.